AAAUGCAGUCGUGCAAAUUUCGACUGUAAGGACUUUUAUUUUGAAAUCCACUUCGCAGGAGUUCACGCCACGGAAUAUCUCGCGAGAUUUGCAGUCUUUACGUCGAUUCAACGUGGAUGCCCAACACGGCUUUAUUCGAAAUUCAGGCUGGCAUUGGAAAUGGCAGAGAAUGGGUGUCAUAUCAUCCCAGAAGAAGCCCCUAACCCACAGCAUCCGCCUAAUAAGGAGCCGGAUGUAGCAGAUGGACCAGGUUCCUGUGGCCUCUCUGAGUCUCAAAGGGAGGUUCUGGACCGCUGUCUUCAUGCUCUGACUCAUGCCAAAAAUGACAGCCACAUUUUAGCAGCACUGCUUCUGAUCACAAGGCUGUGCCCUGCAGGCCAACUGGAUAAUGAGAGUCUGCAUCGCAUCUUUGAGGCAGUGGGUUUGAAUCUGCCGGCACGCCUUCUGGUGACGGCAUUUAGGGGCAGCGAUAGUUCUGGUUUGCCCCCGAAUGAAUUGAUCUCCCUGGGUACCGCUCUGCUUGCCGCCCUCAGUACAGAUGCAAACAUGGCUUCUCAUCCACAACUCCUCGGCACAGUCCCUUUGAUUCUGAGCAUACUGGAGAAUGGACCCACCUGGACCUCUGAGAAGAGCUCAGGUUCUCAGACUACGAAUACAGAUGAUGAAAGUGGACAUAUAAACACCACAGAUUCUCAGACAAACCAAGUCACAUCUUCAGGCCAAAAAGCAAGCUCAGAUCCCUCAGGGUUGAGCAAAGGAGAUGAACCAACUCAAACCAGUGUUUCUAUGCUGGAUGAAGCUUUGGCAUAUGACUGCUACCAAAUUCUCAACGCUGUGUGUGCUCUGCCACAAGGUCCAGAGCAACUGUUUUCCCGCGGUGCUGUUCAAGCGCUCUGCAGAGCUGUGCUGAAGAAACAGACUUUAAGCUGUGACAAAGGACUCCCGUUGCUUGGUCACCUCCUGUCGUCCAGCAUAAGACCACAGGCUUGGACCAAGUACUCAUCUGAUCUUCUUGAACUCUUGCGCAUUGUCUCCCAAAAUUUCUGCAUGGCCACAGAUGAAGACAGAUUAGAGAUGUGUUCUCAAAUACCACAGUUUCUUCCUCCGCCAGGGGAUAAGCCUAUAAACCAGGAACUUAAAGAAAUUGUGCGUAAUCUAUGGGCUUCCCUACGGCCUUUGGUUCAAAGCAAACUUACCAAAGAUCAUUUAGGCCUUGUUUUUGUAUUAUCUGCUUGCUUGUUGGAUCUGUAUGGCUGGGAGUGCGUGGGACCUCCUAAAAUCUGUUGCCUGCUUGUAAACCGGGCGUGCGUGGAAGUGAGGAUGGGUCUAGAAGAGCCGCCCGGUGCAGAAAUGUCCCCCCAGCAGCAGCACACGCUCACCGCUUGCUAUCGUAUCAUGGAGGCUGCUAUGGAGCAGGCGUGCAGCCAGGGGGCGGUCUCAAAUCCUGCCCAGGUACAGACUGCCAUCACUGGGCUGAGUCUUCAGCAGAGCAGGCAGGUUUUGGGUGCUUUGGAGGAGGCCUUCUCAGCUGUAAUUUACUAUCUGAAACAGGUGGACCAGGCCCACUAUGAUGAUCCGUUUAUGUUUGCCACUUUCCGUUCGCUCUGUGCUUGGCUCGCUGAAGAAACGUCAUGCUUGAAAGAUGAUGUCAUUGCCCUUCUGCCUUGUCUUAUUGGUUAUGCCAAAAGUCACUUUAAGGGAGGCAGAAAAGAAAAGGGGCUCAGUGAUUGGAUGUCAAAAAUGUCCAUCAACAACAAUUCACAAGAUGGAACAUGGACAAGAGAAGCAGCUCUUCGAUAUCUUCUCCCAGCGUUGUGUCAUCUCUCUGCUGAAGAUGAACCGAGACGGGUUCUUCUCUCCCUGGAUGCUCCAGCCUUGCUAGUGGAUUUUCUGAGCAAGGGCUGGGGGACUUUAAGAGGUCAAAGUGGAAAAACAGUAAGCAGAGAUCCUGGUCUGGAAACUGCAUGCUCUGCUUUACUCAAUUUUGCUAUCACAGAGCCAGAACGAGUCAGGAGUGAUCCUUGUUUUGUCGCUCUGGAGAUGAUGCUGAGUGAGGCACUGCCUAUUCUACUCCAUAAGCCCCGCCUCUUGGUCCUAGCAGCUAACUGUUGCACUUUGGGUCUUAUGAUUGGCAGACUGAAACCAGCAUCCACUGAGCCCGUAGAACCCAGCCAGCGGCGUUUUUUCUCCGCCGUUCUGUCAUUUCUUCUGAGUGCUAUCCAGUCCGGAUCUGCAUCUAACACUGCACAGUUCAGCGCUCUCUGGUUGGAAAACUGGGAGGAGGCUGGAGAGCUCUGGAGGCUCAGUCUGCAGGCUCUGGGUGGUUGUGUUAUGGCAAAGCCUUGGAUAACCAGCCUAAUCAGAGAUGAAGGGUGGCUUCAAAACAUCUUCACCCUGCUAGGAUCCAGUGGAAAACUCCCAGACCAACUUUCUCAAGAUGCUCUAGAAGAGGUUCUGUGUGCAAUUUCUAAACAAUGCCCUUUGUGUCUUAAAGACAUUCGUUUAUUAGUGAAGGGUCCGAGCUGCGGGUCUCUUCGGUGUAUGCCAAAACUUAGGAAAAUAUUGGCGGAGUAGCAUCUGUAUGAUAGUAAUUUAAAAGGACAGAUGAAGCACUUACUGUGUUGUCUGUGUGUCAUAUCAAACAAAUAUUCACAAAAUAUUUGUAAAACAUGCACUCUGUGGCCAAAGUUUCAAUCGGAAUAUGAAAUAAAAUAUUUUUGCUUACAA
Misgurnus anguillicaudatus (oriental weatherfish) is the source of this 2727-nucleotide messenger RNA. RefSeq names its product neurochondrin (gene ncdn). Gene Ontology annotation, cellular component: dendrite. The record is from RefSeq and is a predicted model, not a curated record. Lineage: Eukaryota; Metazoa; Chordata; Actinopteri; Cypriniformes; Cobitidae. Gene Ontology annotation, biological process: neuron projection development; regulation of neuronal synaptic plasticity.